AUGUUCUUCAUUUCCAUUCAAAAGAUUCUUCACUAUGUUGAGAAUUUGAAUGCCCAUAGCAAAGAUGGAGAAGACAUAUAUUUUGAUGAAAAUGGAAACCUCCCCUCCAUCUAUGAUGUUGUCAACUGGCAGCUGACCACAGAGGGAGAUAUUCAGUAUGUCAAAGUGGGGAGCUUUGACUACAGCAUGGGUCUGGGGGAAGAUCUCAUUGUUAAUGAGAGUGCCAUCAAAUGGCCAGGGGGAAAAAGAGAGCGCCCCAUCUCAAUAUGUACAACCAGCUGCCUGCCAGGUUCCAGAAAAGCUCCAAUCCGUGGGAGACCAGUGUGCUGCUUUGACUGCAUUCCUUGUUCAGAUGGGGAGAUAAGUAAUGAAACAGAUGCUACAUCAUGCCUGAGAUGUCCAGAUGAUCACUGGUCUAACAAAAGACGUGAUGCAUGUAUUCCCAAGGUGGUUGAAUUUCUGAGUUAUGAAGAACCACUGGGCACCACUCUGGCAUCUCUGUCUGUGUUGACUUCCAUGAUUCCAUCUUUAAUACUUUGUGUUUUCAUGUGGCAUGGUGAUACACCCAUUGUGAAGGCCAAUAACCGACAGCUCAGCUAUGUCUUGCUCUGUGCUCUAACACUUUGCCCACUCUGCUCUCUUAUCUUCAUUGGGAAACCAUCACCUGCCUCUUGCUUACUCCGUCAGACCACAUUUGGCAUUAUAUUUACCUUAAGUGUUUCCUGUGUUCUGGCCAAAACCAUCAUCGUGGUCAUUGCAUUCAAGGCCUCCAAACCUGGCAGUGAAUUACACAAAUGGGUGGGCUCCAAGCUGCCAAUUACAAUUAUAGUUUUCAAUACCCUCAUCCAGGUAGGCAUCUGCUCAGUCUGGCUACUGUGUGCUCCCCCUUUUCCUGAAACCAACAUGAAAGCUCAGGUUGGAAAAAUAAUUUUGGAAUGCAAUGAAGGUUCAACUUUAGCAUUGUGGUGCAUGAUGGGAUACAUGGGCAUCCUUGCCAGUAUUAGCUUUUUGGUUGCCUUUCUUGCACGAAAGCUUCCUGAUAGUUUUAACGAGACAAAGUAUAUCACGUUCAGCAUGCUGCUUUUCGUCAGUGUGUGGCUUUCCUUUGUCCCUGCCUAUCUCAGCACACGAGGCAAGUACAUGGUAGCUGUUGAAAUAUUUGCCAUUCUUUCGUCCAGCGCAGGGCUUCUGGGCUGCUUUUUCUUCCCCAAGUGCUACAUCAUCUUGAUCAAACCUGAGAAGAAUACUCGAGAGUUUAUCAAGGGCAAAAGAUCAUCUUCUGCUAAUAGAGAACUAUAGAAUGUAGAUCGAAUUUAUCACAAUGACCUAGAUCCCAUACAAAUUCUGUUAAACUGAUUAUUGUACUUCUUGUUUAUUUCAAAUAAAUGUGUUAUACAUGGCCUAGAAAAGUAUUUCCUUAUGUAUAUAAUAACAUCCAUAUAAGUAAUGUUC
Molecule: messenger RNA, 1452 nt
Organism: Polypterus senegalus (gray bichir)
Lineage: Eukaryota; Metazoa; Chordata; Cladistia; Polypteriformes; Polypteridae
Product: vomeronasal type-2 receptor 26-like
Exons: 3
Coding region: 1-1299 (432 amino acids)
Biological process (GO): G protein-coupled receptor signaling pathway
Cellular component (GO): membrane
Molecular function (GO): G protein-coupled receptor activity
Source: RefSeq, a predicted model, not a curated record